Messenger RNA from Amoebophrya sp. A25, 2218 nucleotides. The record is from the annotation of a GenBank genome assembly. Lineage: Eukaryota; Dinophyceae; Syndiniales; Amoebophryaceae.
CGAAAAAUUCGCAAAGCAAGGCGACCACUGGUUACAUCUGUGUUUUUCAUUUCCCCGCUCGUGUAUUAUUUGAUUUUGUUUCUAAUUUCCUUGAGAGGACUAGGAGCCUGAAUUAUUUUUUUUUGAGUGUUUUAUGAAGGUUUGUUAAGGAUCAUCAUGGAGCUUCCUUCAGCUGCAGACUUACGGCUUCAUCGGCCGCUUGCCAUCGACAUUUACCGGAAGUUGAAGACUUUUGUCGAGACGGAGUGCGCGAUCGCCGAAGUGGCAAUCGCGAGUGAGUUUGCGGCUUUACCAGCGGAGUUUCCAAGAACACAAGAACGUGUUGUAGGAGCAGUAGAAGACUCGUUUUCAACAAGUUCAACACUUUCGACGAAGCCUGCGUCUCGAUGGACAUUUCUUUCCCCGACAAUGCAACGCCUCAGGCAGCGCGGCAAGGAGCUUGGACUGUGGAAUCUGUGGUCGCCGACGGAGGGUCCUCGAUUGACGAAUCUCGAGUAUGCGCACUGCGCUGAGUUACUCGGUCGCUAUAUGUGCGCAAGCGAAGCUUGCAACUGCGCCGCACCCGAUACUGGAAACAUGGAGGUGUUGGCCAUGUAUGUUAAGACUAGUAGUUCGAUUUCGCUGCGCUAAGUCAAUGAGGGAGCGAUCGUUGUCGUCCAUGUCAAAGUCCUGAUUCGCAGACGAUAAAGAUUAGUUUCGUGCUUCGCAUAGUGAAAUCUUACUAAGAAAGUAUGUCUAACUCUAGUUCCGAAGCGCAGAAAAAGAGAUGGCUUGCGCCUUUGCUGAGCGGAGAUAUACGCAGCGUCUUUUUCAUGACCGAGCCGCAGCGAGCCUGCUCUGAUGCGCGGAAUGUGCAACUGAAAAUUUGUAGGGAAGGGGACUAUUACGUUUUGAAUGGUCGCAAAUGGUGGUCGUCAGGCGUCUGCGACCUUUCACGUUGCAAGGUUGGAAUUUUGAUGGGACAGAUCGAGGAUGAAAGCUACGAUGGAAGCAGUGGACAAAUGACGGAACGAGAAAUGACUUCCAGUGAACAAAAGACUUCUGCAGGCCGGCCUAAAAAAAAACAAACCAUGAUUCUCGUGCCCAUGAACACGAAUGGUGUGCACGUGGUACGACCCCUGACCGUCUUUGGCUAUGACGACGCGCCGCAUGGUCAUGGGGAGGUGGAAUUCCGAGAUGCGCGCGUGCGCAUUGCGGACGCGCUGCUGCUUGGUGAGGGGCGAGGUUUUGAGAUAGCACAAGGCCGACUCGGGCCAGGACGAAUCCACCAUUGUAUGCGCUGCAUCGGCAUGGCAGAGCGGGCUUACGCACUUAUGCUAGAUCGGGGACUGUCACGACAAGCCUUCGGGAGGCGUCUUGCCGAGUUGAAUGUUGCCACAAUUGCCCAACUGCGUAUUCAGAUCGAGGCGGCGCGUUUGCUCGUCCUUCAAGCAGCUGCCCGCAUCGACGCGGAGGGAGCAAAAUCUGCUUUCAAAGAGAUCGCCAUGAUCAAAGUUUUGGUCCCGCGAAUGACCUGCGAUGCAGUGGACGCUGCGAUUCAACUGCACGGAGGCGCCGGCGUGUCCGCUGAUACGCCUCUAGCACGGAUGUACGCGAUUGCUCGCACGAUGCGGAUCGUCGACGGACCUGACGAAGUACAUUUGAUGAGCAUCGGUCGCAUGGAAAUAAAGCGUCACGCACUAUCCAGUAGUCUUGCGUCAUCGAGUAAAUUGUAGCAGAUGCGUAUUCGCCUGACAUCGAAGUACGUUUUUUUUUAAUCCUUCUCCGUCCUGUCAAACUCAUGACUUAUAUCUCUCUCAGUUUUUUUGUAAGAAUUUCAUUUUAUCCUAGACCGGGUACUCCCCGACUUUUCUUAUUGGCAUUACCUAGACUUAGACUAGUUAAUUUCCAUGAACCUUCGCGCAGCAUUCAUAACAGAGUCCUUCUUUGGUGAAUGACUCCUCAAGUUGAGAUUCUCGAAUGCGUAUUGUCCUGCGUCUUCAAGCAACUGCGUUUACUGAGCUUAAUGCGUAUGCAGCCUACUGCUUGCAGCACGCGAGGGCAAUCAUGGGUACUCUUUCGCAAUGGUCGCUGACACUGAUAGACGGCAUGAGUUAUUCCAUAGCAGAUUUUGUGUAACAGUAUAGUCCAGCAUAUGUACGAAAGAACGGCAAUACAUAGCUAUAAGACAUAUUACAUGCAGUGUAGUUUUCGAAAAUGAGAAGCGGAAAUAAUAAAU